Rhizophagus irregularis DAOM 181602=DAOM 197198 is the source of this 1494-nucleotide messenger RNA. The record is from RefSeq and is a predicted model, not a curated record. Lineage: Eukaryota; Fungi; Glomeromycota; Glomeromycetes; Glomerales; Glomeraceae.
AUUUGUUGAAUUUUCUAUAUUGCUUAUACUGUAAUAUUAUAAAAUGGAACUUGUAAAAUUAAAUGAAAAAAUUCUUUUGAUCCAACACCAAGAUUAAAAUCUAGCCCUGUGCCAAUUUUUUUUGUUUCUUUUGAUGGAAGAGAUAAUAAUUGUAUUCAUUGUGGAGAAAAAUAUACACAAACGAAAUAUUCGCAUCAAUAUUAUUGUGAAAAUUGUUUAUCAUGUUAUUUAACUAAUAUAACCGAUAAUGACAUAUACUUGGACGUGUUAUUCACAAAGGACUUGGAAUGUAAUGAACAUGAAAUAAGUAGAACAAAAAUACCACAAAAUAUUCAAGAAUACUGUAGAAAUUGUUUGAUAAUAUUAUUUUUUAGACAAAUAAUCAGUUUUAAUAAGGAUUAUACUCUUUGGGGUUUAAUUACUAUUGAAAACUAUUGUAAACUAUGUGGAAAAUUAUUAUAUCACCGUAGUAUGCAAUUUAAAUGGUGUUCAGAUUGUUAUCUAAUUUCUUCUGGAUAUAUAGAAUCAAACUUAACCAAAAAACUUAUUUCAAUUAUUUAUUUUCCAUGGUGGGAAGAUAAUUCUAAUUGUUAUUGCGGUGAACUACUAGUAUUUACAUCAAACUGUCAAAAGUAUUGUGAGAACUGUUUUAUAUUUUUUAUUGGAUGUAGAUAUUGUUUAACAACAAAUAUUAUUUUUGGAAUUACAAAUCAAUCACAAUGUAAAAAAUGCAAGAGAGUAACAACUAUUAUACUAGAUAGCAAAAAGAUUAUUAGUAUUAACAGUGGGAACAGUGUUUUAGAUGAUUUUCUUGUUAGUAUAAGAUCUUAUCAAUCGGAAAUAGCUAAAUUUACUAGCGUUAUUAAAAAUAUUGAUAAGUGCUUCGCUCCAAGCGAAAUAAAUAAUAUUUUUAGAAACCGUCACAAAAGUUCAAGAUCAUUAAUGAAAUAUAUACCAUAUUCUAAAUUUACGAAUGUAAAAAAAAUAGCAGAAGGAGGAUUUAGUAUAAUAUAUCAAGCAACUUUGUUAGAUGGUAUAAAAUAUGAUUUUCGGACUGAAAAUAUUUUAAUUUUAAAAAAAUUUAAAAAUUCUCAAUAUGCUGAAGAAUAUCUUUUGAGAGAGUUAAUGUCGAAUCAUUAUGGUUAUACAGAUAACAGAAAUUUUUAUGUUCAUAUGGUGGUUAAUACUUAUGGUUUUACAAAAGACCCUCGAGUAGAUAGAUUAGAUAGUUAUAUAUUAGUUAUGGAAUAUGCUCCAAGUGGAGAUUUACAUAAGUAUCUACAAAAGAACUUUACAGAAAUUGAUUGGAGAAAAAAAAAAUUAGUUAUUCUAUUUAAUAUUACAAAUGGGUAUUUAAAUUUUAAACAUAUUGGUAAAUGAUUAAUUUAUAAUACAAAUUUAUUAAUUAUUAUUGUUUUAGACUUCAGAGCAUUCAUAAUAUAAAUUUCGUACAUCGAGAUUUACACACUGGAAAUACGUUGAUACGUGAAUCUG